UAACGUGAUUCAACUACCUCUUACCAAACUAAUGCUCAUGGCAAAUCUCACCCAAACUAGUUUCUUACUAACUCUCUAACCUCAUCCACUAAGCAUGAUUAAAUACAACAUUAUAUUGUACAACUAAUAAUCUUAUUUUCUAAUUUAAACCCUAUAGCUAGAGAUAAAAUCAUUGAUUAAUUACGUGUCAAUAUUGUUUGUCUAAUUAAUCAUAUUAGUCAUGGAAACUAGUCCACAGCACCAUGAUGAACACAUUUUUCGCAGCCGAUACCCGGUGGUCGAGGUGCCGGCGAACGUGACUCUGCCGGAAUUUGUGCUCCAAGGGGGUGAGUUGUACGCUGAGAAAGUGGCAUUUGUGGAUGCGGUGACGGGAAAAGAGUACACUCAUGGCGAAGUGGUCAGAAACACAAGGAGGUUCGCUGCGGCACUAAGGUCACUUGGGCUAAGGAAAGGGCAUGUGGUGGUUGUUGUGCUGCCUAAUGUGGUUGAGUAUGCCAUAGUGGCUCUUGGAAUAAUGGCUGCUGGUGGUGUCUUUUCUGGCUCAAACCCAGCUGCACAUGUUUUGGAAAUUAAAAAGCAAGUGGAGGACUCUGGUGCCAAGCUAAUUGUCACAAAUGCUUCCUUCUAUGAAAAGGUAAAAGGGCUAGAGGUGCCUGUAAUAGCAGUGGAGGAAGAAGUAGUAGUGGAAGGAGCCAUCAACUGGCACAAGCUGCUAGAAGCAGCAGACCGAGCCGGCACCUGUCAUAACAAAGAGGAAGUCCACCAAAACGACCUGUGCGCGCUGCCAUUCUCUUCGGGCACUACAGGAGUGUCCAAAGGCGUUAUGCUCACUCACAGGAACCUGGUGGCCAACCUCUGCUCCACACUCUUCGCAAUCAAGCCUGAAAUGGUUGGCCAAGUCACUGUCCUCGGCUUAAUGCCCUUCUUCCACAUUUACGGCAUCACUGGCAUUUGCUGCGCCACGCUCAGAAACAAAGGAAAAGUCGUUGUCAUGGACAGGUAUGACCUGAGGACGUUUCUUAAAGCCUUGAUAUCUCACGAGGUCACUUUUGCGCCAGUCGUGCCGCCCAUCAUCUCAGACUUGGUGAAGAAGCCAAUGGUCGAUGAGUUUGAUCUCAGCAGCCUCAAACUCCAGGCCGUUAUGAGUGCCGCGGCUCCUCUUGCGCCGGAGCUACUCAGGGCUUUCGAAACCAAGUUCCCUCAAGUCCAUGUUCAAGAGGCAUAUGGGCUGACAGAGCAUAGUUGCAUCACUCUCACCCAUGGGGACGACCCUGAUAAUGGUUAUAGCCGAGCCAAGAAGAACUCAGUGGGCUUUAUUCUUCCCAAUUUAGAAGUCAAAUUUCUUGACCCUGAUACUGGCCAUUCUCUCCCCAAAAACACCCCAGGCGAACUAUGUGUCAGAAGCCAAUGUGUAAUGCAAGGUUACUAUAACAACAAAGAAGAGACUGCCCGAGCCAUCGACAUGGACGGUUGGCUCCACACCGGUGACAUUGGCUACAUUGAUGACGAUGGUGAUGUCUUUAUUGUCGAUCGCAUCAAAGAAAUGAUUAAGUACAAAGGUUUCCAAGUAGCUCCAGCAGAACUGGAAGCCAUUCUUCUGACUCAUCCUUCGGUGGAAGACGCAGCAGUGUUCCCAAUGGGUGACGAGGAGGCAGGGGAGAUUCCAGCUGCGUGUGUAGUGUUGGCCCCAGAAGCAAAAGAGAGCGAAGAAGAAAUAAUGAAAUAUGUGGCUUCCAAUGUGGCACAGUAUAAGAAAGUUAGAGUGGUACAUUUUGUGGAUUCUAUACCAAAAUCACCUUCUGGAAAAAUCAUGAGAAGGGUUCUUAAAGAUGCCAUGGCCAAGAUUCCCAAAAUCCACGCAUAAUAAUAUGCCAUUAUUAACUACGUACGUACUCCAAAUAAAAUAAUGUUGUUGUUGAUCUAGUAAGCUAGUAGUGAUCAGUACCUUUAUUUACAAGAUUAUUAUUAUAUGUAAAAUCUCAUAUGAUGUUCAAUAAACCUUUAUUAUUACAAACCUCA
Humulus lupulus (European hop) is the source of this 2019-nucleotide messenger RNA. RefSeq names its product 4-coumarate--CoA ligase-like 1. Gene Ontology annotation, molecular function: long-chain fatty acid-CoA ligase activity. Bases 221 to 1864 code for a protein of 547 amino acids. The record is from RefSeq and is a predicted model, not a curated record. Lineage: Eukaryota; Viridiplantae; Streptophyta; Magnoliopsida; Rosales; Cannabaceae. The transcript has 6 exons. Gene Ontology annotation, biological process: fatty-acyl-CoA biosynthetic process.